AUGGAGAUGAGGCUGCCAGGAGCUGCCCUUCUGCUCUGCCUGGUGGAUGUCCUCCACGCCUCUGCCGCUGAGGAGAGAGGAGCAGUGCUGCAGGGCACAGCCUGUCCUGCCUUCCUCAUGUUUGACAACGCAGCCUACUUGGCCGACAUGACCUUCGAGCUGCCCUGCAGCUGCAAGCCGCAGGAGGUCUCCUCUGUCACCUGGUACUUCCAGGAGAAGGCAGGCAGCCGCAGAACCACAGUGCUGACAGACUUCGCCGGCACCGUGAUCGUGGACUCCAGCCACAUCCGCACGGGCAGCGCCGUGCUGCAGCGCUUCAGCAUCCGCAUGUUCAGCCUCAUCGUCUUCCGAGCGCAGGUGAGGGACUCGGGGCACUACCUGUGUGGCACCGAGGAAGGGCACUUCUUCUACGGCUACGACGUGGACGUGCAGCCCACCGAGCACCUCAGGGUGGCUUUUGUGGACCGAGGCCAGCACGUCCAGGACGACUACACGAGGAAGCUGUUCAGGCUCUUCACCGCCUUCUGGGACUGGAGCAGAUGCGACCGCUGCGGGGUGAGGGGCGAGCAGCGGCGCAUUGGGCUCUGCUACCUGCGGAGCGGCCAGCUGCACCCCCGCUACCGCACCGCCGUGCCCAACGUCACCUCCUGCGGCUCCAGGGCUGUCCCCGCCCGUUUCCAGCGCCCCCUCCGCCUCCACAGCCCCGAGCUGGCCAUCCGAAGCUGCCUGACCCCUUGCCAGAAGAAGGACGCCCCCGAGGAAGGCGUCCAGGCCAUUUCCAACGUCAUCGCCAAGCUGGGAGAGAAGCCCUGGCAGCCUCGAGUGCCCACCCAGUUCCACAGGCAGCCCGCGGGGAGCAGCCUGACCCUCGGCUGCCCGGGAGCCCGCCCCGAGCACGCCGUGGCCUGGGACAGGGGCUCGGUGCGGCUGUACCGCUCCCGGUACCUGCUGGGCGUCAACAGCAGCAUGAGAGUCUUCAUCGACCACGGCGACCACCUGCACAUCCGGCGGGUGCGGCUCAGCGACAGGGGCACCUACUACUGCUGGCGGCAGGGGCGGCUGGCGGCAGGCUUCAGGCUCAGCAUCACCUACCCAGCGCGGCGCCGGCGCACGGUCCACGACCCCGAGACCAUCUACGCCAUCAAAGCCAUCGGCGCCAGCUACGUCCUCAUCACCAUCAUCUUCAUCGUCCUGCAAGUCUGCUGCUGCUGCUGGCGGCUCUGCAGGGGCCUUGCCAGGUCGUAG
Pogoniulus pusillus (Red-fronted tinkerbird) is the source of this 1245-nucleotide messenger RNA. It is a transcript of the gene FAM187A, whose product is annotated as family with sequence similarity 187 member A. Bases 1 to 1245 code for a protein of 414 amino acids. The record is from RefSeq and is a predicted model, not a curated record. The transcript has a single exon. NCBI's taxonomy places the organism in Eukaryota, Metazoa, Chordata, Aves, Piciformes, Lybiidae.